Molecule: messenger RNA, 1659 nt
Organism: Capronia coronata CBS 617.96
Lineage: Eukaryota; Fungi; Ascomycota; Eurotiomycetes; Chaetothyriales; Herpotrichiellaceae
Product: importin subunit alpha-1
Exons: 3
Coding region: 1-1659 (552 amino acids)
Biological process (GO): NLS-bearing protein import into nucleus
Cellular component (GO): nucleus; nucleoplasm; cytoplasm
Molecular function (GO): protein binding; nuclear import signal receptor activity
Source: RefSeq, a predicted model, not a curated record
AUGGCGGACAGAUACAUCCCAGAACAUCGUCGCACCCAGUUCAAGGCCAAAAACACCUUCAAGCCCGAUGAGUUGCGUCGCCGACGUGAGGAACAGCAGGUCGAAAUCCGUCGUCAGAAGAGAGAGGAGAAUCUAGCCAAACGAAGAGGGGUUCAGCGUGGAAAUGGCGAGAUCGGAAUCGGCGGCCUUACGGAGGCGGACAGCGACGAUGAAGCCGGCAACAUUGAGAGCGAGCUCAGCACAGAACUGCCUGAAAUGGUCAAGGGGGUUUUCUCAGAUCAGAUUGACGCCCAGAUCCAAGCCACCACCAAAUUCCGAAAACUCCUGUCCAAAGAACGCAACCCGCCUAUUGAGAAAGUCAUCGAAACCGGCGUCGUUAGUCGCUUCGUCGAAUUCCUCCGUUCUCCUCACACUCUUGUCCAAUUUGAGGCAGCCUGGGCCUUGACAAACAUUGCCUCCGGCUCCGCAGCACAGACACAGGUGGUUAUUGAGGCCGGUGCAGUGCCCAUUUUUGUUGAACUCUUGAGCAGUCAUGAACCGGAUGUUAGGGAACAGGCGGUCUGGGCUUUGGGUAACAUUGCUGGUGACAGCCCGGCUUGCCGCGAUUAUGUUCUUAGCCAAGGGGCCUUGAAGCCUCUUCUCAACUUGAUCGCUGAUGGGCGUAAGCUGAGCAUGCUCCGUAACGCCACCUGGACUUUGAGCAACUUCUGUCGUGGCAAGACUCCGCAGCCAGACUGGAAUACGAUUUCCCCCGCUCUCCCUGUUCUCGCGAAACUUGUGUACAUGCUCGACGACGAAGUCCUCAUCGAUGCGUGCUGGGCCAUCUCCUAUUUAUCCGACGGUUCCAACGACAAGAUCCAGGCUGUGAUUGAUGCCGGCAUUCCUCGACGCCUCGUCGAACUUCUCAUGCACGCCUCGACGUCCGUCCAAACCCCUGCAUUGCGUUCCGUUGGAAACAUUGUUACUGGCGAUGACGUCCAGACACAAGUGAUUAUCAACUGUGGUGCAUUGCCUGCGCUUCUGUCUCUGCUCAGCUCCCAGAAGGAUGGAAUUCGCAAGGAAGCAUGCUGGACCAUCUCCAACAUUACUGCUGGCAACAGUACUCAGAUCCAGAGUGUCAUCGAUGCCGGCAUCAUUCCUCCUCUGAUCCAUCUGCUGUCUAAUGGAGACUUCAAGACCCGUAAGGAAGCGUGCUGGGCCAUCUCCAAUGCCACCUCUGGGGGUCUCCAGAAGCCGGAUCAGAUCAGAUAUCUUGUGUCACAGGGCUGUAUCAAGCCGCUCUGCGACCUGCUGGCUUGCCCUGAUAAUAAGAUUAUCCAAGUCGCCUUGGACGGUUUGGAGAACAUUCUCAAGGUUGGGGAGAUGGACAAGGAGGCGGCUGAUGCACGCGCCCCUGAGGCCCAGGUCAACCGAUAUGCUUUGUUCAUCGAAGAGGCCGGUGGUAUGGAGAAGAUCCAUGACUGCCAGAACAAUGCCAACGAGGAGAUCUACAUGAAGGCCUACAACAUCAUUGAGCGGUAUUUCUCGGAUGAAGAGGAUGCUGGCGCUGAUAUUGAAGAGCUCGCACCACAAGCCAAUGCCAGCGGGUUCACACUUGGUGCGAACCAACCUCAAGGCCAGUUCAACUUUGCCAAUGGCAAUGAUUCCAUGGAUAUGUAA